CUCCCAGUGGGUGGGUCUCUCUCCAGGUUCUCUAGGAAGCCCUCUUUAGCCACACGCAGGACAGAGCAGAGGCUGCCAUUACCUCGCAGGCGGACAGAUGAGUGCAGGUGUGUCCUGGUUUAACCAUUAAACAUCAGCUUUAUCCAGGAACGUUCCUGCUGAACGACUAGAAAACGCCGAACGCUUGGGAAGUUUCACCUGCUUUGGGAAAAAUGUUGGGAAGGAUCGUCUUCUUCCUCUGCCUGCCAUCUGUUUUGGCUGCACAGCUUUGCAAACCAAAUGCUGCCGAGGGCUUCAAAGUUCGACUCAGCAUCAAAACCGCUCUGGGAGAUAAAGCUUAUGAGUGGAAUAGAAAUCAACGGUUCCUCUUCCAAGCAGCCAUUGCUUUUGCCAUGAGCCAUCACUUGGAACUAGAAUUUAACGUGUCAAAUAUCCUCGUGUGUGAUGAGACUCCCAGAGUGUCCUUUUGGUUUGUGGUCACGUCACCUGGCGACCCCUCACGUCUCGUAGGCAAAGAAAGCGUGGAGUUGGCUGUCAGGGAGUCCAGGAGCCGCAUCAACAACAUCCUCCUGCUCAAUGAUGCGACUCUGGAGUUUGUUGGCGUCCUGCCCACCCUGACAGCCCCUGUUAAACCUGCGACCCCUUCGUGGCUCAUUGUGUUUGGGGUGGUGAUAGGCAUGGUUGGCGCUGGCAUCGUCUUUCUGCUCGUGUCCACGGUGGUCCAGAAGAAACGCAAGAAGAACGAGGUGGCAGAAGAGGAGGACGAUGAUGAAGAGGCGCAGAUGAAGAGGACGGCUGGAAAUGAAGGCAUUUACAACACUUCAUUCUCAGAAUAUGACCGAAAUACACAAAUGUAAAAGAAAAAAUAAAAUCUUGCGACAUAAGUCUUCCAUGUAAACAGAUGUAAUGGGAAAAUAUUUAGCUGCUUUGUUUAAAACCAAGUUGGAAACAGUAAUGUUUUAAUAAUGUGCAAAAUUGUAAUAUUACUACAGAGAUGAUCUUUAUGCUUUAAUUUUUGUUCUCAGAUGGUCUCUGCAAAGCAUGUACUUUUGUUUCUGCCAAACCCGGCACAUAAAGCACCCUUUUGUUUUUAUACCUGUUCUUUAUUCAAACAUGUUGUCUCAUGUGUGAUGUCUGAAUUUUAAUUAAAGAUUUCUCUCAAA
Molecule: messenger RNA, 1163 nt
Organism: Poecilia reticulata (guppy)
Lineage: Eukaryota; Metazoa; Chordata; Actinopteri; Cyprinodontiformes; Poeciliidae
Gene: cltrn
Product: collectrin, amino acid transport regulator
Biological process (GO): positive regulation of amino acid transport
Cellular component (GO): extracellular exosome; plasma membrane
Source: RefSeq, a predicted model, not a curated record